AUGACUCCCCGGGAGCACAUGAGGAAGAUGUCCAUGCUGGGGGAACAGGGAUCCCUGGAGGAAAAGCACCUGUACCGGCUGGCAGGCGGCAUGGCAGCAGGAGAACUGCGGCAGCGGCAGGAGAUGCUGAUGAGGAACCAGCUGAUGGCAGUAAACCCGCAGCUGAUGGGGCCGGGCCAGCAGAGGAUGCAGGCGAUCCCCGCCCAGUUUGAGCCGCGACUGGUGGACAGAGAUCUGCUACCUUCAACUGAAAUGAUGGCCUCAGCUGACCCCAGACAAAUCCACAUAGCAUCCCACCUGGGACCCACAGUCCCACAGCACCCCAACAUGCCAAACCUGCUGUCCAACCGUGUCUACCCAGGCCCAGGAUACAGCUUUCUGCAGCCAGAAUCCAUGGAAGCUGUGGCCAGAAGACAAGAACUGGUUCAAAAGCAAAAUAUUGCCAGAAUGGAAAUGGAGAUGAGUGCUAUUUUUCAGCAAAAGGAAAUGGAGAAAGCCCAUCGGAAAGGACUCCUGGGCCUGGAAGCCCCUUUCCUUUACCACGGGAUGCCAGCGAGUCCCAUUGCUUUCCGUGGCAGGCACAGACUCCCCGAAGGGCACCUUGCCAACGACCUGUACGUCCACAGGACCACGCUGGACGAGAUCCAUGGCAACAGCAUGCUGAUGGCAGGCAGCCCCUACCCGCCGGUCACCACCCUGCAAAGGGAGAGGGGGCGCCGCCCAGGGAGGAGAGCUGGAAAUCACAAAACUGCCGAGGGCAGCGCCAACGGCACAAAGAACCAGGCAGACGACAAAUCCACCGACUCUGCCUCAGCUGCAGUGGAUGAGGAGAAAGAGGACAAGAAGGAAGUAGAGGUGGAGACACCAAACAAACACGAGCAGAGCAAAAACCAGACUGAGCCAGCAGUAGUUGCCAAGAACUGCAAAGAGUUUGAACAAGGCUUGAGAAAAAACUGUGCUACUCAUGACAUUCCUACUGAAAGCACCAGCUGCAGCAACACAAACGAGAAGGAAGCCAACAGCUCCUGUGCUGCUUUUGAUGACAAGUACCUGUACCCUUCUGCAAUCCCAUUCUCAGCAUUACCAUAUGGAUUUCCAGUGCCCAACAACCCAUUGCUACCUUCAGGAGCCCAUGGCCUGAUCCUGAAUGGAGAAGACAUUUCUUCUGUCGAAGACAUUCGCAAGUGGACAGUUGAUGAUGUGCACAACUUCAUUGUCAGCCUCCCAGGCUGCUCAGAUUAUGCCCAGAUAUUUAAAGACCAUGCUAUUGAUGGAGAAACCCUUCCACUGCUAACAGAGGAACAUCUCCUGGAUACAAUGGGAUUAAAACUCGGACCAGCAUUAAAAAUCCGCUCUCAGGUGUCCCGACGUCUGGGCAAUGUGUUCUACAUGAUGAAUGUCCCUCUGUCCGUGCCCCUGCCUCCUGCUGCAGGGAAACCCUCAGAGCAGCCUUCUGACAUGGCCUCCCCUCUGCACUGCAACAGCAGCGGUGACACCCUGGACAGUCCCUGCUCCCAGGACCCAGAAACCUCCCAAGCAGUGGAACAGAUGGUUUCAGAAAGCAGGGAAAAUCCAUGUGACACAGCUGGAUCCCAGGCUGACUUCCAGAUGAUUGCUUUCCAGAAAAGUUGA
Messenger RNA from Agelaius phoeniceus (red-winged blackbird), 1632 nucleotides. It is a transcript of the gene SAMD7, whose product is annotated as sterile alpha motif domain containing 7. Gene Ontology annotation, cellular component: nucleus. Gene Ontology annotation, molecular function: histone binding; chromatin binding. The record is from RefSeq and is a predicted model, not a curated record. Gene Ontology annotation, biological process: negative regulation of DNA-templated transcription. Lineage: Eukaryota; Metazoa; Chordata; Aves; Passeriformes; Icteridae.